AUGAGGAAAACAACACAGCAAACAGCGGUAGGCGUACACCGGCUUAACGAUGAAAGGCUCACUGAUCUGGACUUUGCGGAUGACAUCGCACUUAUGGCUGAAGAUAAAGACGGAUUGCAAAAGGUCACCAAUUCUCUCAAUGAAGAAGCGAGCAUGGCUGGGUUGCGAAUUAUCGCCAGUAAGUCGAAAGCCAUGUCAAUCGGUCAAGCUUGUCCGCAAGUGAAUAUCAAUGUGGAGGACACAAUGUUGAAAACGUCGACAAGUUCACUUAUCUCGGGAGAGACUCCAGCCAAUAUGGUCACUAUCGCCCAUAUCUCGAAACAUCAAGAUCCGCCUAUAUUCUUCCAUUGUGAUCUCUGCCGCAAUUUAUGCAAGCGAAACAUGGAAAUACAUGGCGAGUUUAACCAAAAAGAUGGAUGCUCUCUACCAGAGAUGUCUGCGAAGGAUCAUGAAGAUACGGUACACGGAUCACGUUACGAAUGA
Molecule: messenger RNA, 483 nt
Organism: Haemonchus placei
Lineage: Eukaryota; Metazoa; Nematoda; Chromadorea; Rhabditida; Trichostrongylidae
Source: the annotation of a GenBank genome assembly